This is a messenger RNA of Malus domestica (apple), 1824 nucleotides long. NCBI's taxonomy places the organism in Eukaryota, Viridiplantae, Streptophyta, Magnoliopsida, Rosales, Rosaceae. The record is from RefSeq and is a predicted model, not a curated record.
UUAAGUAUCGGCCAUCCCUUUCAGGGACAGUAGCGUCGUGAGUGCAAAUUCUUCUGCCUCUCCCCAAUCCGAUAAGUGAACGCCCAUUUCCCUCUCAGAUUUCCUUUCCCUCAGAAAACCCAUCUCCCCAUAUCAUACGAUUUCUUUGUAAACUUUCAGAAUCCACACGCCACAAACUCAAAAGCCUCAAACCUUUUUCCAACCCAGAGAAGGAAACAACAAAAAGCAACAACUUUUUUUUUUUUUUUGGAGGACUUGGGUCAAUCGUAAAAUUGAUUGGCAGCCACGAAUUCUGGGCUGGGAGGAGAAUCAAAAGCCUCGACCUUGGAGUUGGAAAGCGAUUCGGGAAGUCACUAGCUGCAGUUGAAGAUUGUGGAUGGAAUUGAAUCAAUUACUUGGUUUCGUAUGCCAGUGAGUUCAACCUGUGUGGUUCCUAUUGCAAUGACAUUGCCGUUUUGAUCAAUAUUGAGGGAUUUCGGUGAGGAUUGCCCUUCUCAAUCAUGGAUGGUCCAAGGAAUGGUGAAGUUGAGAAUCAUGACCUCCAGAUUAUCCGGUACUCUCCUUACCAGCCCUGGAGUAAUUUGUCUUCAUCUUGGUUUGAUUUAAGAGUCUUCUAUGUGAGGAUCAGCAACUUUAAGGUGGAUGAUUCGACCCCAAAGUUUCUGACUCUCCAUCAUAUUCCUGUAAGCCCGGAUACCCUUUUGGAAGUAAAUGGUGCGAAAACUAGCAUUCACUCUGAAGGUGUUUCUUCACAUCUUAGAAGGGAUCGGGUAGAUAAGAAAUCUGAAGAGGCCACAUUUGUGAAUACAGACAGCAUAAGGUUGACGGGGAGUGCAAGAUUUGAGGUGUAUGACAAAGAAGAUCUCAUCCUAUCUGGGGUGUUAGAGAUGUCUAAUAGCAACGGUUUCGUUGGGGAAUCAAAAAACAAUGCCAAGCGAUGGAGCAUGAAUUGUGAAUCAGAUAUCAGUGCUUGUACUGGAUUUUUGAAAGGGAAACAUCUUGGUGGCGCUGAAUUACCUGCACCAACCAUUGAAGUCUACAUCACAGGGUGCUUCUCCGGCACACCGAUCAUCUUAACCAAGACCCUGCAGCUUCAUUUUAGAAAGAAACACAAUAAGAAGAGCAUGUUGGAUGCUAUACCUGAAUACGAGACAACUGAAUGCCAGAAAGAUGUCUUGCCCGGAGUUGAUAUGGAGGUAGCAGAAUACAGAAACUACAAGCCGGAGAACGAGGAAGAGUACAACAAUAUGUACUGGAGGAGGACGGAAUAUAUGGAUGGUGAAGACGGAGAACUCUCAUGGUUCAAUGCUGGUGUUAGAGUUGGCGUGGGUAUCGGACUGGGCGUUUGUCUUGGAGUUGGUAUAGGGGUUGGGUUGCUGGUUCGUACUUACCAAACGACCACACGAACUUUCAAGAGGCGCAUGUUGUGAUUCUUUCAAUCCGGACGUCAAUGUGUUCUGUGUGCUCAAUUUCGAGAGGCAGCUAUUCGUCUACGUUCGACGUGCAUCUGGAACUACAGAUUUUGACUUAGUACUGUUUGUGUAGCUGACGGUUUAUGUGUUUCAUAUUCUUCUUUGUGUUUUCUCCAUUGGUGAGAGGUUUGUUUAGAAGAAGGGUAUGAUAGAAAGGGAUAAAGAGUCUUUGAUUUGGACAAAAGUUUAUAAAUGGUAAAAGAUUGUAUUUCGAGCCCCAAAAAAAGAUUGUAUUUCGUGUCGAUAACGAAUCGAGACCUCUUUCUGGAUCUCGGAGUUUAGAGUCGACGGAUCGAAACAUUCGGACGGUCUCAUUUUAAAUUAUACAGUCCUCAUUAGGCGAUUUCAUUGA